GCCAUAUGAGUUGCUCUUUUUGUCUAAGUGGGUUGGUUUAAAUGGACUCACUGUAUUGGUGCACGGGUGUGGGGCGUGUCUCAUGGGUGUGGUAGAGGAUAAAUGUGGUUGCACUCACCUGUUCACGGCACCUGAUGUUGAUGAGCAGAAGGUAGGGUGAGCAUGAGGCAAAACUUUCUGUUGACCGCAGCUUGAGCGCAGCUUGAAUGAAUUUGAAAUAGUUUGACUGUUACUUGAUGGUUUUGUGUAUAUUCAUGAACUAAUUGAUGCCAUAGAAAAGUUGUAGUUUGGCAUAGUAGUUAGCUAGAGCCAUUUUAGUUAGUGCAGUCAUUUGUUUGUGCAGUCUGUGCGCUUGCAUUGGUGUAAUUGUUAAUCCCAUGUGCUGAUUUGUAUAUUAGACGGUGCAUGUGGAAUAAAGGAGCAAAUGUUACAGAAGUGUAUUUUAUGCGUUUAUUGUUGCGCGUCAUCUGUGUCCUCAUGUUUAGCCUGCCGCGGCCGUAGGUUGGAGGAGCCGCAAUAAUUUGUCAACAGAAAACGUUUUGUAGGUUUUAUUGGAUUAUUUAUAUAUAGAUGAGUUUUAUUGGUGAGAGUUUUGUAGUUUGCUGUUGCCUUUGUCCAUGCGCUUUUAGAUCAAGCCUUUGGCUACACAAAACAGAUUUCUUUCAGGAGUCUUAUUCCCCUGUUAGGUUUCAGCGGUACAGCUGCACUAGGCGUUGUACUGAUUUACUUUCUAGUUAUUGUGCAUCAGGCGGCUGAAGCCAUUGGCUUGGGAGUACCGCCGCAGUUUGUGUUUAAGACAGUUUGUCUUCCUCACAGCUGACGGUAUGGAGGUACAUAAAUACCCACCGCUAGUAUGUACCGAAGACUAGGUUGAGUUAGUUAGCUUUAAUAGGCAGAUAGUGGGGGAUAUUGCUCCUGUUAAUUGUGUGUCCAAGGUUUUAUGAAGUGAAUGUCAUCAAGUUGAUGUGUUGGAACAAAGCUGUGUGGCAUAGGUGCAGUACAGUAUUUGGAUUUUGUAAUGCUUUGAAGAAAAAUGGAGACACACCAAUUAAUACCAUGUGUUGAUGAGGUUGGAAAGAAAAGACAGCCGAAACCAACUGCUAAGGCUUUGGAGAAUCAGAUUGAAAGGCUUCAAACAGAACGUCACACUAAAGUUAAUAAAAUUAAAAAGGUCAUAAAGGUGAUUAAGGAAUUAAAGCAAUCUGAAGAUAAUGUUUCCACUGUUCAUGCUCAGUUAGAGAAUUUGUCUGUGUUGCUUAGUGAGGCAACUUGUGUGCAUGAAACCUUGCUUCCUUUGCUUCCUCAAGAAGAGCAAGAAAAACAAACUGCUUGGUUUAUAAGUGUGCGAGCACAUAAUACUGAGUUUAUGGAAGGGAUAAAGAAAUGGCUUCAUGAUACAAAGGGAAACUCUCAGAGUAAAAAUCAGGUGUCUGAGCUUGAUUUGCCUCAGUUGAAUCCAGCUGAUGUUAAAUCUUCUGAUGUAUUACCUGCUGGAAAUGGUUCUGGUGCUUCUAGGCACGCCGGGAAUGUUGGUGAAGGUGCUGUGAUAGAUGUUAAUCCAAGUGAUAGCAUCUCUAAUGCUGGAAACAGAAGUUGUAGAAAAAGCAAAUCAUCACUCAGUGGCUCUACGGUUUCAUCUGCCUUGUCAGCACGCAUAACAGCAGAGGCUGACAUGGCUGCCCUUCUUGUUCGACAGAGGUUGUUGAAAGAAAAGCAUGCUUUGGAGGAACAAGAAAUACAGCUUAAGAAAAGAAAGGAGCUGCUUGACUUAGAAACUGAAAUAGCAGCCUCAGCAGCAAAGGUGAAUGUUUUAAAAGCUUCUGAAAUGUCCCGAGUCUCAAGUGCCGUUAAUGGUAAAUCUGAUGGAAUGAAUUCGUAUUUAGAACGAGAGCAGGGGCGUUUAGGUGUUUUAAAUCCUAAUGCUCCGAUGUUCAAACCUGUGUUACCAGAGCGACCCUAUCAGGGUGUUGAUGCAAGUGAUCAUCAAGCGCAGGUAUUGGAUGUAAGGCCCAAGGUUAAAAAUACUUUUCAGCCCAAGGUCAUUUCAUUGGAACAGUCAGAGAUGAAGCCACAAGUAUUUCCAGGUGCAGUUUCGACUAAUCAGAUGAUGUCGCAGUCUCACGUACAAUCAAAACAUUUUACACAUACAGAGCAAGGUAGUGAGGGUCAUGAUCAUCUAGUCACCGUUUUGCAAAAACAAAAUGAAAUUACAACUUUGUUGGCUGAGCAGCAGUCUCUGUUUUUGCUACCACGGCGUGACAUUCAGUUCUUUGAUGGCGAUCCUUUGCAAUAUCAAACAUUUAUGAGAGCUUUUGAGCACAUGGUAGAGAGUCAAGCUCACAGUGCUAAGGAUUGUUUAUAUUUUCUCGAGCAAUACACUAGAGGCCAUCCAAGAGAAAUGGUCAGAAGCUGUCAGUAUAUGCCUGCUGAGUAUGGAUAUGCUAAAGCUAAAUCUUUGCUCCAGGAGAACUUUGGCAAUUCGCUGAAAAUUGCUGCUGCCUACAUUGAAAGGGUCAGUAAAUGGCCACUUAUAAAAUCUGAUGAUGUGAAGGCUUUGCAGGAAUAUGGGUUCUUAUUAAGGCAAUGUUGCAAUGCAAUGGGAGACGUUGAGUCCUUGCAUGAGUUGGAUGUCUCUGCUAACAUGCAAGCAGUUAUAAAAAAAUUGCCUUAUAAGCUCAGGGAUAAAUGGAGGAAUGUUGCCUGCGAUCUGCAGGAGAGGUUCCAACGUAAAGUGGGUUUUAGCGAUGUUGUUGAGUUUGUUGAAAAGCAAGUUAAGAUCGCAAGUGACCCAUUGUUUGGAGACAUAAAGGAUCCUCCACCAGCCAUCAGAAAAGAGGCGAGGAAUGUUAAGUCUCAGUUUUACCCUAAGGCUAAGAAGAGUAGUUUUGCUACUACAGUGGCCAAGGUGGAAGGGAAGAUUGAGCCGGCGUUGAGGCGAGAGAGUGGUUCAGUUGUGACCAAGGUUUGCUUGUUUUGUGGAGCAAGGCAUAUGUUGGAUUUGUGUCCUUCAUUUGAAAGAAAGUUGCACUGUGAAAGAUUAUCUUUUUUGAAAGAGAAUGGUGUGUGUUUUGGUUGUCUGCGCAUUGGGCACAGAAGCAAGGACUGCAAGAAACGUCUCUUGUGUAAAGUCUGUAAUCAGAAACACCCCACACUCUUACAUAUCCACUCCAAGCAGAGGGAAAGUGUUUCAGUGCAAACUAUAGGAGGGGGAGAACCACCAGAUGAAGGUCCUUCAUGUGCUGUGCAAAGCAGUGGUGUUACUGGGGCCGGUGAGCAAAAUAGUGCUCUAGCCAUAAUACCAGUUAGAGUGAAGUCCAAGAAAGGUAAUCAGUCACUGAUAACAUAUGCUUUCCUAGAUCCUGGGAGCUCAGCUUCAUUUUGUACUGAAGGGCUCAUGAAUAGGCUGAAUCUUUCAGGAAGGAAAACUGGCAUUCUGUUGCGGACAAUGGGUCAGGAGAAAAUGGUCAGUAGCUAUGUAGUUUCAGAUUUGGAAGUAGCUGGUUUAGAUUUAGAUCACUACUGUGAGUUGCCUGACUUAUUUACUCAGAAAAGCAUGCCUGUUCAUCAAUGCAAUAUUCCCCGACAGGAAGAUCUGGACAGAUGGCCACAUUUGCGCCAUAUUAACAUACUGGAGAUAAAUUCCGGGGUAGACCUGUUGAUCGGGACCAAUGUGCCCAAGGCUUUAGAGCCAUGGGAGGUUGUUAGAAGUCAGUAUGGAGGUCCCUAUGCAGUGAAAACUGUGCUGGGUUGGACAGUGAAUGGUCCUCUCAGAGAGGAUCGUAAGACUGACAUUUUUGAUGUGAGCGUCAAUAGGAUUUCCGUGGCAAGAUUGGAUGAGCUGUGGGAACGUCAAAUGAAGGCUGAUUUUCCAGAAUGUAGUCAGGAUGAGCAGUUUGCAUUGUCUAGAGAAGAUCAGCAGUUUAUGAAGUCAGUGAUGGACUCGGCUAAGUUGGUUGAUGGUCAUUAUACCAUUGGUUUACCUUUUAGGUGCAAUCAGGUAAAAAUGCCAAACAAUAAGAAGGCUGUGGAACAGCGAACCAUGAGCCUUAAACGGAAGUUUAUUAGGGAUGGUUCAUUUCAUGUCGAUUACACCAGUUUUAUGACUGAAAUCAUUUCCAAAGGGUUAGCAACAGAAGAGCAGUACUUGCUGUCAUACCUCAGCAGGAACGAUCCAAGGAGGUUAAGGAUUUGGAUUUGGAUAGUGAUGUUUUGCCAGUAGAGAGAGCACUGGGUGUACAGUGGUGUAUCCAAUCAGAUACAUUCAAGUUUAAGAUCACACUUAAAAACAAACCUCCCACAAGGAGAGGGAUACUGUCCCUUAUGAGCUCGAUCUAUGACCCAUUGGGGUUUUUAGCACCUGUGGUACUGUCUGCUAAGUUGAUCCUUCAGAAACUGUGCAGAAAUCAUUGGGGUUGGGAUGAUGUGUUGCCAGUUACUGUUGAACAAGAAUGGACAGUUUGGCUAAAUGAUCUUUGCCUUCUUGCAGAUUUUAAGGUUGACCGGUGCCUUAAACCUUCUAAUUUUGGAGGUGUUGCUUCUGCUCAGUUACAUCACUUCGCAGAUGCAAGCGAGGAGGGUUAUGGCACAGUCACUUACCUGUUGUUGCGCAGCACCCAGAAUCAAGUGCAUUGUGCGUUUAUAAUGGGUAAAGCAAGAGUGGCUCCAUUAAAACAGACUUCCAUUCCUCGCAUGGAGUUGACAGCUGCCUUAGUUGCGAGUAGAAUGGAUAAGAUGUGGAGAAAAGAGCUGCAAAUGCAUUUGCAGGAGUCAGUAUUUUGGACUGAUAGUACCUCGGUGUUAAAGUAUAUCAGAAAUGAAACCUCAAGGUUUAAAGUAUUUGUAGCAAACCGUGUGACCGAGAUACUUAAAGUGUCCAAACCUUCUCAGUGGAGAUAUGUUAAUACAUCAUGCAAUCCUGCUGAUCUGGCUUCUAGGGGAGUUAAGGUGCAAUCCUUUUUGAAGGAUGAUUCCUGGUUUACCGGGCCAAAGUUUCUUGUUGAACCAGAAAUUAAUUGGCCAGUGAAACUUGAUUUUGGAAAGAUCUCUUCAAUUGAUCCAGAGAUUAAAACGGUCGUUUUGGUUAAUGCUGUUGAUGCAAAUGAAGACAACAAUGGUGCGAUGAAGUUCAUUACUUAUUUUUCUUCCUGGACUCGUCUGAAAAGGAUGGUUGCAUGGAUUCUUAGAUUCAGAAGUUUGCUGCAGGAACUUAGUAAAAGGAGGAAACAGUUGAAAGAGAGCUUUGCAUCUAGCGCGACUAAAGAAAAUCUUGAGGGAAAGCUUGAAAGAGAGUUACAAACUGUCAAGGACCAUGCUGCUAAAGGAUUUCUCUCGGUAGAAGAACUCGACAAGGCAGAGGAUGCAGUUCUUUGCUUUUGUCAAAGAAGGAGAUAUUCAGAUGAGAUCAGUAGGUUGCAGAGGGGUGAAAAGGUGAAGAAGAGUAGCGAGCUCUAUCGGCUUAAUCCUAAGCUUGAGAAUGGUGUGUUGAGAGUGGGAGGUAGGCUUAGUAGAGCAGCUAUGCCUGAAGAUGCAAGGCAUCCCGCUAUUAUAGCUAGGGAUCUUCAUAUUUCUGACCUUGUGCUUCAACAUGUACAUCAGAAAAUAGGGCAUGGUGGACGUAACCACAUGCUGUCCGAAUUGCAGCAAAGGUAUUGGAUUCCAGGUGCAAGCAUUGCCAUAAGAAAGAUUUUGGCUAAAUGCAUUGUGUGUCGUAGACUACAUGCAGCACCGGGAUAUCAGAUGAUGGCAGACCUUCCACAAGAUCGCAUCUCACCAGAUGAACCUCCAUUCUCUCGGGUUGGAGUAGAUUGUUUCGGACCUUUUCAUGUUAAGCGUGGAAGAUGCGAAAUAAAGAGAUAUGGAAUUAUCUUUACAUGCCUGGCAGUGAGAGCUGUGCAUUUAGAGGUGUUGUCAUCUUUGAGCACAGACUCUUUUAUUAAUGCGCUCCGUCGAUUUAUAUCAAGGCGAGGUCAGGUAUUGGAGAUACGAUCAGAUAAUGGUACAAACUUUGUGGGUGGUGAACGUGAGUUGAAAGAGGCAGUGAAAGGAUGGAAUCAGGCACAGAUUCAUGAGAUGCUGCUGCAAAAGGGCAUAAAGUGGGUUUUUAAUCCUCCUGCUGGUUCCCAUCAGGGCGGUGUUUGGGAACGUCUCAUAAGGUCUGUCAGGAAGGUGUUAAAUUCUGUUUUGAGAAUGCAGAACUUGGAUGAUGAAGGCCUUUGUACAGUUCUUUGUGAGGCAGAGGCUAUUGUAAACAGUAGGCCAAUAACCAAAGCCUCCACUGAUCCUAAUGAUUUGGAGGCCUUGACUCCUAACCAUCUGUUACUGCUUAAGACCAAGCCAUUGAUGCCACCAGGAGUGUUCCAGAAGGGGGACGUGUAUGGACGACGUCGAUGGAGGCAAGUACAGUACAUGUCUGACCUGUUCUGGAAGCGCUGGGUUAAGGAGUACCUGCCCCAGCUUCAAGAGCGUCAUAAGUGGCAGAGAAUCGGACGGAACUUCAUUCCUGGGGAUGUGGUUAUCGUUGUCGAUGAUUCUGCGCCUCGUAACUCUUGGGUGACUGGUAGAGUUGUGGAAGCAAUUUCUGACGGUAAAGGACUUGUACGUCGGAUUCGUGUUAAAACAAAGACUGGUUGUUUGGACAGGCCAAUCACUAAAGUGCGUCUUCUACAGGAAGCAGAAGAGUGAUGAAGAUUGACUUUUUCAAGUGUCUAUUUGUAUUAAUGUGUGUUUGCUUAUUUUGAAUUGAAGUUGUAUUUUUUGAACGUUUGAUAAAGGAUUGAUCAUGUUUAUCAAUAUGUCUCCUACAUGGUAAGUAUGAUGUAAUUAUUGCUCUAAAAUAAUUAGGGGCCGGUAUGUAGGAGCCAUAUGAGUUGCUCUUUUUGUCUAAGUGGGUUGGUUUAAAUGGACUCACUGUAUUGGUGCACGGGUGUGGGGCGUGUCUCAUGGGUGUGGUAGAGGAUAAAUGUGGUUGCACUCACCUGUUCACGGCACCUGAUGUUGAUGAGCAGAAGGUAGGGUGAGCAUGAGGCAAAACUUUCUGUUGACCGCAGCUUGAGCGCAGCUUGAAUGAAUUUGAAAUAGUUUGACUGUUACUUGAUGGUUUUGUGUAUAUUCAUGAACUAA
Molecule: messenger RNA, 7119 nt
Organism: Oreochromis niloticus (Nile tilapia)
Lineage: Eukaryota; Metazoa; Chordata; Actinopteri; Cichliformes; Cichlidae
Exons: 2
Coding region: 1034-4219 (1061 amino acids)
Molecular function (GO): zinc ion binding; nucleic acid binding
Source: RefSeq, a predicted model, not a curated record